Messenger RNA from Annulohypoxylon maeteangense, 2269 nucleotides. RefSeq lists its product as uncharacterized. The record is from RefSeq and is a predicted model, not a curated record. Bases 99 to 1724 code for a protein of 541 amino acids. Gene Ontology annotation, biological process: spliceosomal tri-snRNP complex assembly. The transcript has a single exon. Lineage: Eukaryota; Fungi; Ascomycota; Sordariomycetes; Xylariales; Hypoxylaceae.
ACUUAUCAAAAGCUUUCACAGUUUAUUACUCUGGACGUUAAUCAAUUCACAGCAUAUUCAAAGCCAUCUUCAUAUUUCAUCACAUCGCCGUAAGGAAUAUGCCGUCUGCAGAAGGUACCUCAGCCGCCUGGCUCGCCGACAGGGAUCCUCAGAGUGUCAAAUCAAAAUCGGGUAAUGGCGGCAAUAGUGGGGUGAAGACCCUGAUCAAUCCACACUCAGCUCUAGAUCCAUUUUCUAUCACAGAUCGUAAAGAUCGUUUGCCUUCCAAUUCCAACACCAAAUCAGCCUCAAAUUCAUCAAGACCAUGUCUCCCUGACCGCACCAAAUCUGUUGAGUCCCUUACGACCUUGGGCGCUUACCCUCUAGGAUCCCUCCGACUCGUAGAUAGGCGGACCCCAGAGCCGUCUUUAAACCUGAAUACGGUCAUGGAAACCUCAUCCGAUCCUAAGCCUAAAGAUGCUUUUCCCACAGGUGGCGAUGUCUUCAUCCUGGAUGACCUACCACCAAAUUUUACAGUCGGAUGCGACACGAUGUCCUUCUCGACAAGAAACCCGUUCCCGGGAUUUCGCGAAAUACCGCCCGGGGCGCAUCUCAUCUGGGUCGCCCCCUCUGAGCUAACAUCGUCUCGAAGCGCAUAUUGGAUCGUCACGCCCGAGCGGGGAGAAUGGGAGAAAUCAGAGGUCCACGUAAAGCAAUGGGACAAAUUCAACGAAAUUCUCGGCGAGCCAGCCAGCCACGCCGAGGAGCGAUUCCAAAAGGAGCGGUUAAAAGAGGCAUUUGACAGUCUAUCGCCGUACCAAUUCCGUGGCGUCACAUCUGGCGUACGCCUCUCACCACCCAAACACGAAACCGAGCUUCCUUCGUUUCUAGCCCACGAGACGAUAUGGUCUCAGCUGACAUGGGCAAUCCGCCCGGACUUGCUCAAUAGGGUAACCGGGACGACGCAAACAAGCUGGCAAGUAACGACACUAGAUGACGUCGUCGGCGCCGCCAAAAUCGCCGAAGAAGUACGCCUCUACGCCACUGGCAAGCCCCAACUCCGCUUCACCUUCCCCAUGAACGCGGCCCUAAUCUCCGCCUCCGCGCAUGGCAGCGAGCGCACGCAGCAAGCCCUAGACCCAACCCCCUUCAUAAUCUCGACUCUCGAAAACCCGUCCACAAACCUACGUCUCGACGACUUAGUCGGAGAGCUCUCCCUCGCCUUCCUAACUGGCAUGCACCUCGGCAACUUCUCGUGUCUAGAACAAUGGUGGUUCUUAACGAACCGCGUGAUAUUCCGGUGUUUCGACCUAAGCAUCCAACGCCCCGUCCUCGCGCUGAACCUCCUCCAAACCUUCCACGCCCAGCUCGUGUAUAACGACCGCUACCUCGAAGGCGACAUCCUCGACAUGAUGCCCGAGCAGUCCCGCAAACUACAGCGCGCGCUCGUCACUUACAAAGCGCGCCUCGACGAGCGUCUUCUCGCUCUAGGCGACCGUAUCGAGCCCGACCAGCAUAGAGCUGGGGAAGCGUUCUCGGCGCUGGAGGCUUGGCUUUGGAGGCGGGGAUGGGAUCUUAGGGGUAGUUAUGUGCGCGCGGGGACCCUGACGCUGGAGGAUGGGGAGGAGGUGCAGGCUGAGAUGUCGGAUUUCGAGGACGAGGAUGAGAGGGGCGAGUUUGCGCCUGUGCUGGUGGAUUUGGAUGAGGGGGGACGGGAGGCGGGGCUGGUUUCGUGGGAGAAGUGAGGGGGUCUGGGAUGGACUGGGGUGGAUUGGUGUGGGUGAAUGGAUGGAUGGCUAGAUCGAUCGAUGAAUCGAACAAAGCACGCGCUCGCGCGCUCGAUUUAAUAUUAAUAUCUACGUUGAUGGUUGCGAGCAAGCAUCUUCGAUAUGCUUGGUCAACUGUCGUUUUAGUUCCUUGCCUACCACUUACCCAGACAACCCCGAGAUCAGCGUUUACGGACACCUACGGGAUGGCGGCCUUCUCUAUGGUUCAGAGCUGGUUUUCUCUCUAUUUCUCUUCGUUGCAUUGAAUUACCUAUUUAUACGCUUUGUUCACGCAUCCCUGGUGUUCGUUGAUUCUGGUCUUGGUCUUUGGUUAUACUUCCCGUUGUAUAAUUACUAUAAGCCUUUCUAUCUUAUCUGAUAGAACGAAAGGACGAGAACCCGGCUCUGGUCAUGGUCAUGCUCGGGUCUUGGUUGGUAGAUAGUAGACCGGCAUAGGUUCAUUCCUCUUCGUGUACCUAAGUAGUUUAAUUCGUCAAAGGUCCGAAUUAAUGAUUUAUGAUUCA